Quercus lobata is the source of this 2012-nucleotide messenger RNA. Its product is annotated as Glycosyl hydrolase superfamily protein. NCBI's taxonomy places the organism in Eukaryota, Viridiplantae, Streptophyta, Magnoliopsida, Fagales, Fagaceae. Gene Ontology annotation, molecular function: hydrolase activity, hydrolyzing O-glycosyl compounds. The record is from RefSeq and is a predicted model, not a curated record. Gene Ontology annotation, biological process: carbohydrate metabolic process. The coding region runs from base 130 to 1287 and encodes 385 amino acids. The transcript is spliced from 4 exons.
GUUCGUUUGGUUAACCAAACGAUGAGUCGUUGCUGAAAUUUGACAUAACACGUGUAGUUCUUUGUGGUGGCGGUGGUGGCGGUGGUCUUGGUUGGCUAAAAUUUAAAGGCCAAGAUCAGUUCAGUAAUAAUGGCUACCUGUUCUAUCUUCCGAGCACUUUUGUUGUUUCUCACUCUUUCAGACUUAUUUGUCCAAAAUCUCAGUAUCGGAGUAGGAAUAAACUAUGGACAAAUUGCCGACAAUCUGCCAUCCCCAUCUCGCGUUGCCAACCUCCUUACAUCUCUCAACAUUAGCAGAGUAAAACUCUAUGAUGCCGAUCCGAACGUCCUGCUCGCCUUCUCUAACUCGAAUGUUGAUUUCAUUGUUGGCCUAGGAAAUGAGUAUCUUCAGAGUAUGGCUGACCCCAUAAAAGCUCAAAAUUGGAUUCAACAGCAUGUUACACCCCACCUUCCUCAAACAAAGAUUUCCUGCAUCCUUGUGGGAAAUGAGGUAUUCUAUAGCAAUGACACUCAGUUAAAAUCUAGUCUCCUCCCAGCAAUGCAAAGUGUGUAUCAUACUCUUGUUAACCUUGGACUAGAUAAACAAGUUACUGUCACAACUGCACACUCUCUUACAAUAUUAGGUAAUUCGUACCCUCCCUCAGCAGGAACUUUUAGGGAAGAUCUUGCCCAGUAUAUCAAACCUCUUCUGAAUUUUCAUGCUCAGAUCAAUUCACCCUUCUUAAUAAAUGCAUAUCCAUAUUUUGCAUACAAGGGUAACCCAGGUCAGGUUCAAUUAGAGUAUGUGCUAUUUCAGCCUAACCAAGGGAUGACUGAUCCAGUUACGAAUUUACACUAUGAUAACAUGUUGUAUGCUCAAAUUGAUGCCGUGUAUUCGGCGAUGAAAGCAAUGGGGCAUACAGAUGUUGAGGUUAAAAUUUCGGAGACAGGUUGGCCAUCUAAGGGGGAUACUGAUGAGGCAGGAGCUACGCCAGAGAAUGCCGAAUUAUAUAAUGGUAAUUUGCUGCAAAGAAUACAGGAGAGGCAAGGUACUCCAGCAAAACCGUCUACUCCAGUUGACAUAUACGUGUUUGCACUUUUUAACGAGAAUUUAAAGCCCGGUCCGGCAUCAGAGAGGAACUAUGGCCUCUACUAUCCUAAUGGUACCCCAGUUUACAGCAUUGGAUUACAGGGCAGAUUACAGGGCUAUCUACCGGGGUUUGACAUUUCAGCAUCCAGUAACAAUGCUUUGUCUGUUUUUAGCUUUCUUAUCAUUCUUAUGGCAAGCUUAAUCUGUGAGCACUUGUGAAUUCUUGAACGGAAGGCAGGAGAGAUCAAAAGAGAAAACAUAGGAAUUCCUAGAGAUCAUUUAAUGCAAGAGGAUUUUCGACGGGUGAGAAACUCAAUUACUUUUACUCAAUGCUAACCAUAUAUCUUAACUAACCCCAACUCCUAAACCUGCUACCUAUGGUCCAUACCUUCUCAUUUUUCUUUAUCUUUAUUGUGAUGUACUCAGAUUCUCUUGGACUUUCAUACACUAGAACCAAUUAGAAAAACUUCAAAUCAUAUGAUGGGAAAUUCGGAUACUUUAUUUUUUAGACAAGUUUUACCACGAAUCUAUAAGGGAAACAAAAACGUACGUGGAGCUUUUAUUUCUAAUAUAAAAGCUACUUACUCCAGCAGUGACAGAUCGGAGCUUUUCUUUUAUAAACCGCACAAGAUUCAUCAUAGAGAACAAUAAUCAUAUAUGCAUAUAUAGUAUAAACCAUUCAUUAACAGAUUAGGUAAUUCAUCUUUAAAAAAUAACAAUAAUCAUGAAGAAGCCAUGAGGUAAUUAGCUAAGGUAGGUAGAAAAGUAUUAAGAACUACAAAUUAUUUAACAAAAAUCUAAUAAUUAGUGUUAUGGGAGAACUUGGUGAAGAUUUUAGAGGGCGAUUUGUGGGAUUCUAGGACUCGCAGCAUUUUGUUGUAUAUGGAGCAAUAGAAUUGAUUUUACCAUGUAAGCACAAGUCUAGAAAUAAAAAUAUUUGCUGA